Molecule: messenger RNA, 2273 nt
Organism: Cynocephalus volans (Philippine flying lemur)
Lineage: Eukaryota; Metazoa; Chordata; Mammalia; Dermoptera; Cynocephalidae
Product: alkylated DNA repair protein alkB homolog 8
Exons: 11
Coding region: 1-1995 (664 amino acids)
Biological process (GO): tRNA wobble uridine modification; tRNA methylation
Cellular component (GO): nucleus; cytoplasm
Molecular function (GO): tRNA binding; tRNA (5-carboxymethyluridine(34)-5-O)-methyltransferase activity; S-adenosylmethionine-dependent methyltransferase activity
Source: RefSeq, a predicted model, not a curated record
AUGGACUGCAACCUUCAAAGUAAUUACAAACUCAGUAAAACUGAGAAGAAGUUCUUAAGGAAACAGAUUCAAGCCAGGCAUACUUUGCUGAGACAUGAAGGCAUUGAGACAGUAUCAUAUGCCACUCAGAGCCUGGUUGUUGCCAAUGGUGGUUUGGGUAACGGUGUGAGUAGGAACCAACUGCUCCCAGUUUUAGAAAAAUGUGGACUGGUGGAUGCUCUGUUGAUGCCACCUAACAAGCCCUACUCAUUUGUAAGAUACAAAACUGCAGAAGAAUCCAAGAAAGCCUAUGUUACCCUCAAUGGAAAAGAAAUAGUGGAUGAUUUAGGACAAAAGAUCAUUCUGUACUUGAACUUUGUGGACAAAGCACAAUGGAAGGAGUUGGGGCCUCAAGCCUUACCUCCAGGCCUCAUAGUAAUAGAAGAAAUUAUUUCUUCUGAAGAUGAGGAAAUGCUUUUGAAAAGUGUUAAUUGGACAGAAGAUACAGACAAUCAAAAUUUUCAAAAAUCCUUAAAGCACAGAAGAGUAAAGCAUUUUGGUUAUGAAUUCCACUACGAGAACAACAACAUAGAUAAAGAUAAGCCAUUACCUGGGGGUCUUCCUGACAUUUGUGAUAGCAUUUUGGAGAAAUGGUUGAAGGAAGGUUACGUUAAACAUAAACCUGAUCAACUGACCAUAAAUCAGUAUGAACCAGGGCAUGGAAUUCCUGCUCAUAUUGACACACAUUCUGCUUUUGAGGAUGAGAUCGUUUCUCUCAGUUUGGGGUCCGAGAUUGUCAUGGAUUUUAAGCACCCAGAUGGUGUCACAGUGCCAGUUAUGUUGCCUCGUCGGAGUUUACUGGUGCUGACAGGAGAAUCUAGAUACCUUUGGACCCAUGGAAUCACACCCAGAAAAUUUGAUACUGUUCAAGCAUCUGAGGGUCACAAAAGUGGAAUUAUCACCAGUGAUGUCGGAGACUUAACUUUAAGCAAAAGGGGAAUACGAACAUCAUUUACAUUUAGGAAAGUGAGGCAAACACCUUGUAACUGUAGUUACCCUUUGGUCUGUGACAGCCAGAGGAAAGAGAGUCCCCCCUCAUUUCCAGAGAGUGAUAAAGAAGCUUCACAGCUGGAACAAGAGUAUGUCCAUCGAGUUUAUGAAGAGAUCGCUGGGCAUUUCAGCAGCACAAGACAUACCCCUUGGCCACACAUCGUGGAGUUUUUGAAGGCUUUGCCAAGCGGUUCAGUAGUGGCUGAUAUUGGAUGUGGAAAUGGAAAGUAUCUUGGCAUCAAUAAGGAUUUAUAUAUGAUUGGUUGUGAUCGUAGCCAAAACCUUGUGGACAUUUGUAGAGAGAGGCAAUUUCAGGCCUUUGUCUGUGAUGCAUUAACGGUACCAGUCCGCAGUGGAUCUUGUGAUGCUUGCAUCUCCGUUGCUGUUAUUCACCAUUUUGCAACAGCGGAGCGUAGAGUGGCAGCUCUCCAAGAACUUGUUCGACUCCUGAGACCUGGUGGGAAGGCACUCAUUUAUGUCUGGGCAAUGGAACAAGAAUAUAAGAAGCAGAAGUCCAAGUAUCUUAGAGGAAACAGAAUUAGCCAAGGAAAGAAAGAGGAGAUCAUCAGUGACACAUCAAUGCAGGGGUUGCUUGUGGAGCACAUGCCUGACCCAGGCAAUCAAGACUCAGCCUCUUCUGUCCCCUCCAUUAUUGACUUUCAGGAGACAGGAUGUAAUUCAAGGAAGGCUGCUAAUUCUCAGCUGCCUGUUCACAUUAACAGGACUUCUUUUCACUCUCAAGAUGUACUGGUUCCCUGGCACCUUAAAGGAAAUCCUUGUAAAGACAAACCUGUUGAGCCAUUUGGCCCAGCAGGAUGCCAUGACUCAAGCCCUGUGUUUCAUCGUUUCUACCAUGUGUUCUGUGAGGGAGAAUUGGAAGCUGCCUGCCAGGCUUUGAGUAAUGUCAGCAUUCUACAAAGCUACUAUGAUCAGGGUAACUGGUGUGUGAUUCUUCAAAAGGUCUGAUUAUUUAUGUGAACAUGUCGUAUAUAGAGAAGAAAUGCUCAGGUUUUUUUUUUAAAGAAGACUAAAUUAAUUGUCCUUUUAAUUAAAGAGGAAACUUCUGGAAAAGUACCAAAGGAGAGCUCCUGAGAGAAAUUUGGAAGUAGAGAUUAGUUAGGAAAUAUUCAGUCUGAUCCUCUUGGCUGACCUCAUAAAUGUAGGCUGCUCUUACAUCUCUUGGGGAUGGUUUUUAAAAGUGAUUGAAAUAGUUUCUGAAGUGUUUGGAAUCCUUGGGUAAGAGU